GCCCACGAUUCUGCUGACUGGGCGGCCUGCCUCCUGAGCUCGCGCUUUCCAGACAAAUCCCUCUAAUGCCUCCUUUCUGCCCCAGCGUAUAUAGGCAGGGCCCGUGUCCCAGCUCCUCAGUGCGCUGCCCACAGGCCCUGCUCUGACCAUCUCCUCGCCCCGGGUGCCCACAGAGCCGCUGCCCACCAUGGAUAUCGCCAUUCAGCACCCCUGGUUCAAACGCACCCUGGGCCCCUUCUACCCCAGCCGGCUGUUCGAUCAGUUCUUCGGCGAGGGCCUCUUCGAGUAUGACCUGCUGCCCUUCCUGUCCUCCACCAUCAGCCCCUACUACCGCCAGUCCCUCUUCCGCACCGUGCUGGACUCCGGCAUCUCUGAGGUCCGAUCCGACCGGGACAAGUUUGUCAUCUUCCUGGACGUGAAGCACUUCUCUCCUGAGGACCUGACGGUGAAGGUGCAGGAGGACUUUGUGGAGAUCCACGGCAAGCACAACGAGCGGCAGGAUGACCAUGGCUACAUCUCCCGAGAGUUCCACCGCCGCUACCGCCUGCCUUCCAACGUGGACCAGUCCGCACUCUCCUGCUCCCUGUCCGCUGACGGCAUGCUGACCUUCUCUGGCCCCAAGGUCCCAUCUGGCGUGGACGCCGGCCACAGCGAGCGGGCCAUCCCCGUGUCCCGGGAGGAGAAGCCCAGCUCUGCGCCCUCGUCCUAA
This is a messenger RNA of Bubalus bubalis (water buffalo), 709 nucleotides long. It is a transcript of the gene CRYAA, whose product is annotated as crystallin alpha A. NCBI's taxonomy places the organism in Eukaryota, Metazoa, Chordata, Mammalia, Artiodactyla, Bovidae. The coding region runs from base 188 to 709 and encodes 173 amino acids. Gene Ontology annotation, molecular function: structural constituent of eye lens; protein folding chaperone. The record is from RefSeq and is a predicted model, not a curated record. Gene Ontology annotation, biological process: protein refolding; lens development in camera-type eye; response to heat. The transcript has 3 exons.